Molecule: messenger RNA, 1224 nt
Organism: Dreissena polymorpha
Lineage: Eukaryota; Metazoa; Mollusca; Bivalvia; Myida; Dreissenidae
Exons: 2
Coding region: 1-1224 (407 amino acids)
Biological process (GO): DNA integration
Molecular function (GO): nucleic acid binding
Source: RefSeq, a predicted model, not a curated record
AUGGCACGUGAUCAUGGGACCAAUCGCUGGAAGCUUCUCGACCUAAGAUGUGCCAUCGAGAAAGAGAUUGCCAUCAUGCGAGAAGGCGACACACGGGAACUUCCGAUUUACGGCUCACAUAUGCCGACUGCGUCAUUCCAUACCGGAAGUAGAUGUCCGAGGAAAAAACGCAUGCCGUCAAGAUCAAACGAAGACAUUAAACAUCGGAAGAGACAUACAUUCACUCGACUAGUGGUGAUGGACGCUCAAGAAAGAAUUCUACAUUCUGGUCAAAACUUAACAGUGACUUUCAUACGUCAGAAAAACUGGAUUCCUGCAAUAAGACGACGUGUACAGCAGGUGAUUAAGAAAUGCGUGCCAUGUAGAAGAGUUGUAGGCAAGCCAUACUCUGCACCGGAUCCACCACCGUUACCCGCCAUGAGAGUGGAAGAAGCGGACCCAUUCACUGUGACUGGUGUUGACUUUUCCGGAGCGUUACAGGUUCGUGGUACAGACGGUCAGAACACAAAGGCAUACAUUUGCCUGUUUACAUGUGCUUCCACCCGUGCAGAACAUCUGGAGCUGGUACCCGAUUUGUCCACAGAGACGUUCUUACAAGCCUAUCGUCGAUUCUGUAGUCGACACUCUGUAGUACCGCGGAUGAUGAUUUCAGACAAUGGAACAACAUUUGUAGGUGCAGCGAACCAAAUUAAGAAUCUUUUCGCGUCCGAAAAAAUCCAUACGGAACUUAGCAGAAGAGGAACAGAGUGGCGCUUCAGCAUCAAACGUGCUCCAUGGUAUGGAGGCUGGUGGGAGCGUUUGAUCGGGGGAACGAAAACGUUUAUCAAGAAAGUGCUAGGACGCUCUUACGUUGACUUCCAUACGUUAUCGACUGUGAUCACGGAAAUAGAAGCUGUUAAAAAUGAUCGACCUCUGACCUACAUCAGUACCGCGCAGAGUUACUUGCAGCCGCUGACCCCAUCUCAUCUUGUUUCCGGUCGCCGAAUCACAGUGCUACCCGACAGCUGUGACGUGGAUUUGGAUCCUCAAAAUAUCAUCACCAGAGAGAACAUUUCCAAACGAGCGCGAAUGAAGCAAAAACUCAUCGACGAUUUCCGCUGCAAAUGGGGAAGAGAAUACCUCAAAGCAUUACGCGAAAACCAGCGGAUUUCCGGGCGUAAUGAGCAGACGAUUAAAGUAGGCGACAUCGUCAUGGUACACGAUGAAGGUCCACGGUCACGAUAG